This is a messenger RNA of Ectocarpus sp. CCAP 1310/34, 872 nucleotides long. The record is from the annotation of a GenBank genome assembly. Lineage: Eukaryota; Phaeophyceae; Ectocarpales; Ectocarpaceae.
GUGUGGACGGCGGUAGCGGUUUCUGAUUCCGGCGACUCCGAGAACCUCGAGGAGUUGAAGUAUGAUCCAGCCGGCGACCGCUAGCCCCGAGGGCAAGAAGGGAAGAAACUCUUCUGGGGCGCCUCGAACGCUGGCCCGCUGCGCCAUGGGCUUGAGAGUGGCCGCACGCGGAAGCAGACCCGGGAGAUGCAAGGUGCCGGGGAGAUGCCGGGGCCCGGAGAAACACCGGACCCGGAAGAGGCAUUGCUGGCGACCAUCCUGGAAACUGGCGGGACGGGGAUUGUUAAGGACUACAGCUACAACUCGCUUGUGAAGGAGCAGUGGGACGAGGAGCAGACACGCCGUAUGGAGGAGAUGUACAGGCGCGAGAUGCAGGAGGUGUUGGGCCCGGAACAGCAGGCGUUCGGGGCCGAGGUCGACGCCAGCGGGUCUUCGCAACCACUCCCAGACCCACAGCUAAGUAUAACCUCGCCAAUCGGGCAGAAGCCGAGUGAUGUGGAAGCAGUACCGAUGACGUACAAGUAUGUGAUGUGUUUCAAGUACAAGAUUUCCUGGGAGGCGGCCAUGACGAAAGAGAUAGAUGGCCACGACAAGACUGGAACCUUGACCAAGGUCAAGGAGCUGCCCGAGGGGCGGAAGGCCAUAGGUUCAAAGUGGUUGUUCUCUUGGAAGACGAAUGAGAAGGGCCUAAUGGUCGACUUCAAGGCCCGUAUGGUUGCGCGGGGUUCCUCUCAAAUCCCGGCAUCGACUUCCACCACUCAUCCUCAGCGUGCCUGUCUGCAGCGUCUAUCAAGACGGUGAUUGCCGUAGCCACUGAAAAGGGCAAGAAACUCGUUCACUGGGAUGUGAAGCAAGCGUACAUCCACGCUAAG